Cephus cinctus (wheat stem sawfly) is the source of this 1772-nucleotide messenger RNA. RefSeq names its product polymerase delta-interacting protein 3. Lineage: Eukaryota; Metazoa; Arthropoda; Insecta; Hymenoptera; Cephidae. The coding region runs from base 218 to 1480 and encodes 420 amino acids. Gene Ontology annotation, biological process: mRNA export from nucleus. The record is from RefSeq and is a predicted model, not a curated record. Gene Ontology annotation, molecular function: mRNA binding. The transcript has 7 exons. Gene Ontology annotation, cellular component: nucleus.
CCCCACUCAUCUCUGCCUAAAAUCGUAGCGUUGUGCAUCUCCCUAAGUACUCAUCACUGGUAUCGAUACUAAUAUUGGCGUGGGUCGUGAACUGCUAUAGUGUAAGCACUCUUGGUUUGUUUUACUUCUUCGAGUUUCAACUAAUUCAACGCUAAUCACAAAAAAGAGGCUUGUAAUUUGUGCUUUGCAGUUUGUUUCCGUGGUAUCAGCGUUUGGUAUGGCUGAAAUGGGAUUGAGUUUAGAUGACAUAAUUAAAAAAUCGAAACCUUCAGGAAUGAGAGGCAGAGGCGGAAUACGUAGAGGUGUCAGCAGAGGAGCUCGUGCUAAUGGAUCUGUCCGAGGACGUGGAACGCAUGUGAUUGCAGAUGCACGCUUUAAGAUAAUCCAAAAAAAUCGUGAGAAACUCACUGAUGCACGUGAUAAGUUAGCUGAAAUAGCUAAGCAAAGUGAUGCACGUUUGAAGCUAGACAAGCUGCGUGCAUCUCAUUUAAAGAAGAUCGAUGCACCUAUGUCUGGGAUUUCGCGGAAAACUGGACGGAAUGGACGGAUUUCGCUAACUACUAAUAAAAUGCCUCCAGUAAUACAGCUUGUAUCACCUACGAACUAUAUACCAACUCAUACAAGAACUGUUGGAUAUCGAUCAACUCCUGUAGCAGAACCACAUUAUGUGGAUGAUAUGAAUAUGGACUAUAAUGAAGAUUACUUGAUAGAACAACCUCCAUUAAGACGUACAGUUAGUAAUGAAUAUGCACCAACACCACCGCCACCACCACCUGUGUUCAGUAUUAAACCUUCGUCGCCGUAUACCUGGGUAAAACCCCCAACGAGCAAUGUUGGAAGGAAUAUUCCUUCACGGAAAGCAGAGGUUGAGAGAUCCAGGGAGUUUAAGAUGGCUGCUCGCACUGCUAUGACUAAGCCCAUUCCUUCAUCAUUUCGAGAAGACUGGUCAUUCAACUCAAAAUCGAGAACUAUCUUAACCGAUGAUGUCGUGGAUGACAAAUAUUUUGAGCAACGUUCCCAUCGAGAAGUAGGAGUGAAAUCUCGGUUAGAUUCAGCACCGAUAAAGCCAAGAACGAUGGGAAUUCUUUCACGUCCCAAAACGAGUUCCGGCUCGUCAUCGCAAUCUACAGGAUAUCGAAUUGUAGUUUCCAAUUUGCAAGCAAACGUUACUCAAGAAGAUAUCAAGGAAUUAUUCGAGGACGUCGGAGAACUAUUGGUAUCCAGAUUAGUCAGACCAGGUACCGCUGAAGUCAUCUACAAGACUUUAAAAGACGCAACCAAGGCCGUCGAGACGUACCACAAUAGGCAGCUAGAUGGACAUCCCAUGAAGUGUCUGUUGGUGAAUCCUCGACCAAAAAAUAAUCCAACUGGACCAGCAGUAAGACCUAUGGCAGAGACAAGAAGAAACGCCAGUUCAAGUUAUGUACAACCGAGCUUAGGUGCAGUCCAUCGUGCGUUAUUCGACGAUUGCCAUAAUUAAAGUGCAUCCUCUCUGAACGAGUGCAGGUAUCGUUAUUGAAGGGUGUUAAAUGUUAAUUCAGAUUCGCAGGCGCUCCUCUUUUAUUCCCUGUUUGUAUGUAGCUCUUGCAAAUUGCCUUCUAUCUUUCGAUUCAAAUCUUUUUUUUUUUUUUUAAUCAUACAAAUAUACAAUUAUGUCUCGCGAGUCUUGGACGUUUCUCGAGAUAACAAUGCUCGAGCGUGGGUCAAUGAAUUUCUUGUACAUUUCAUACAAUUGAAUAAAGGUAUACAAUGAAUGGUUUUUUUAAAACAAA